Molecule: messenger RNA, 1436 nt
Organism: Odobenus rosmarus divergens (Pacific walrus)
Lineage: Eukaryota; Metazoa; Chordata; Mammalia; Carnivora; Odobenidae
Gene: EDA
Product: ectodysplasin A
Exons: 8
Coding region: 240-1397 (385 amino acids)
Biological process (GO): immune response; animal organ development
Cellular component (GO): membrane
Molecular function (GO): death receptor binding; death receptor agonist activity; tumor necrosis factor receptor binding
Source: RefSeq, a predicted model, not a curated record
AUUCUCCCCGCGGGCCGAGCCGCCCCUCUCUCCCGCCCCUCCUCCUCCCUUUCCCACCCCUCGGAGUGGAGCUGCACAUGCGGCAGCUCCCUGCUCCGUUCCGCCCAGCCUCCGUUGCUCUGGAACGGGUCCCUGCAGCCCCCAGCCGAUGGCAGGGCAGUAGCCGCCUGUCAGGGGUCCUGAACGGCUGAGGCAGACGCGGCGGCUCCAGGGCCUCAGAGUGGGUGUCUCCGGAGGCCAUGGGCUACCCCGAGGUAGAGCGCAGGGAACCUCUGCCCACGGCAGCGCCGCGGGAGCGGGGGAGCCAGGGCUGCGGCUGUCGCGGGGCCCCUGCCCGGGCGGGCGAAGGGAACAGCUGCCGGCUCUUCCUGGGCUUCUUUGGCCUCUCGCUGGCCCUCCACCUGCUGACGUUGUGCUGCUACCUAGAGUUGCGCUCCGAGUUGCGGCGGGAACGGGGAGCCGAGUCCCGCCUUGGCCCCAGCACCCCUGGCACCUCUGGCACCCUGAGCAGCCCCGGUGGCCUCGACCCUGACGGUCCCAUCACCCGCCACUUCGGGCAGCCAUCACCUCAGCAGCAGCCGCUGGAACCGGGAGAAACCACACUCCCCCCACACUCCCAGGACGGGCACCAGAUGGCCCUUCUGAAUUUCUUCUUCCCUGAAGAAAAAUCAUACUCUGAAGAGGAAAGUAGGCAUGUUCGCCGCAAUAAAAGAAGCAAAAGCAGUGAAGGUGCGGAUGGUCCAGUUAAAAACAAGAAAAAGGGAAAGAAGGCAGGACCUCCUGGGCCCAAUGGCCCUCCGGGACCUCCAGGACCUCCAGGACCCCAGGGACCCCCAGGUAUUCCAGGAAUUCCUGGAAUUCCAGGAACAACUGUGAUGGGACCACCUGGCCCUCCAGGUCCGCCUGGUCCUCAGGGACCCCCUGGCCUACAGGGACCUUCUGGUGCUGCUGAUAAAGCUGGACCUCGAGAAAACCAGCCAGCUGUGGUGCAUCUGCAGGGCCAAGGGUCAGCAAUUCAAGUCAAGAAUGGUGGAGUGCUCAAUGACUGGUCUCGCAUCACCAUGAACCCCAAGGUGUUUAAGCUACAUCCCCGCAGCGGGGAGCUGGAGGUACUGGUGGACGGCACCUACUUCAUCUAUAGUCAGGUCUAUUACAUCAACUUCACCGACUUUGCCAGCUACGAGGUGGUGGUGGACGAGAAGCCCUUCCUGCAGUGUACCCGCAGCAUCGAGACGGGCAAGACCAACUACAACACUUGCUACACCGCGGGGGUCUGCCUGCUCAAAGCCCGGCAGAAGAUUGCCGUGAAGAUGGUGCAUGCCGACAUCUCUAUCAAUAUGAGCAAGCACACCACCUUCUUUGGGGCCAUCAGGCUGGGCGAGGCCCCUGCAUCCUAGAUUCCCUCCCCCCGCCCCCGUUUCUGUCCCUGCCCGUGC